This is a messenger RNA of Drepanopeziza brunnea f. sp. 'multigermtubi' MB_m1, 2769 nucleotides long. Lineage: Eukaryota; Fungi; Ascomycota; Leotiomycetes; Helotiales; Drepanopezizaceae. The record is from RefSeq and is a predicted model, not a curated record.
AUGAAGGUUAGCAAGGCGGUAUUUGCUCUCGCGCUCGCUCUCGCGGGACUCGGGGGGGUGGCUAGCCACAGCGCGUUUACGAAUCUCUUCGUCGAUGGCGCGGAUCAAGGCGAUGGCACAUGCGUUCGUAUGCGUAUGGACCCUGGUACAGCGACGAAUCCUAUCAAUGACCUUGAGAGUGGUGAGAUGGCUUGCGGAUUUGAUGGCACCAAAGGCGUCGCUCGAGUCUGCCCUGCCAAACAAGGAUCCAAGCUAGGCUUCGAGUUCCGCGACGUCCCCGACCAUUCUUCGCCUGAGUCAAUCGACAACUCCCACAAAGGUCCCUGCUCCGUCUUCAUGAAGCGUGUGGACUCAGCGAUUACCAACACAGGCGUUGGCGACGGCUGGUUCAAGGUCGCUUUCACUGGCUACGAUGCCGCGACCUCGAAAUGGUGCACCGAGACGCUGCGAGAGAAAAACGGCAUCAUCACCUUCCCGAUUCCGAAUGAUCUCGCUGGUGGCUACUAUCUGGUCAGACCGGAACUCCUUUCGUUGCAUCAGGCUGAUAAGAAUCCGCCAAAUCCGCAGUUCUAUGUAGGCUGUGCGCAGAUAUUUUUGGAGAGUAAAGAGACAAAGGUACCGAGUGAGACGGUCAGCAUCCCGGGGUAUGUGAAUAUCAGCAACCCGGCAGUGCUGUUCAAUAUCUAUGACCCCAAAUGGCCCUACCCCGAGCCGGGACCGGGUGUUUACAAGGCUGGGAAGAGCCCUGCGAUGACUGUACAGCGAGUGAGAAAGCAGACGGAGGGACUGCUUCCAGCAAAUGCGGAGAUGACGAAUGCGAAUUGGUGGGGUGUAAAGCUGGAUGAUUACCAUACCCAAAAUGGGUGCUGGAAUGCAAGCACGUCGUGCUACGCUCAAGUCGAGAAAUGCUACAAUUCUGCUCCACCUACUGGAUCUAAGAACUGCAGACUUUGGGAGAGCAAAUGCAGCGGUAUUCAGAAGGCUUGUGGCCAGGGAGUCUUCCAUGGACCGCCGAAGUAUUCUCCGACCGGGCCGUUGCGAGCAGGGGCGAAAAACCAGCAGAGGAGCGAUUUAAUAUUUGUCGACGAUGGACAUAACUCAUCCACAGAUCCGGCUCACUCUGCAGGAAUAAGCUUCAUUCCUAGCACCUCCACAGCCACCAUCUAUGUGCCGGUAGUGAACGAUGGCAGCGGCACAUUACAGGCCUUCCUAUCUUAUUCCAAUGCUCAACCGGAUGUUUUGUCAACGCCAGGACCGUCCGCAUCUAUGAGUCUGAGCUCUAUGUCUUCAUUGACUAUGGAUGCUGGGGGAAGCUUGCUUUCUACCAGCUCCGUCUUAGGAACCAUUGAUAAAGGCCUCAAUCCUGGGACCCUCGUUACCACGAUCUUUGUCGAUCAUAUGGCUCCCCAUGUCGUUACACUCACGUCCACCACAGACCCCGGAACUCCAGGCUCGUGGCUUCCUAGCUUUGCUGCGAGCUCUCCUAGCUCGCCAACUAGCCAACCAGAUAUAACUCCUAUAUCUCUUGAGUACACAUUGGCUAUUUCAAGUCAUAUUACAGCACCAUUGACCUUGGCCACUAGACCAGUCAACUCUGCAACCCCGGGCUUUGAGACUCCAACUCCUGGAUUGGCAAGCUCUGGUUCUCUAAGCUUAUCGCUAUUCAACUCUUUACCGACUACGUUACCAGUGUCGGCUGCUACAUUUAGGACGCCUGAUUCUCUUGAUUUUGGUGGCAAUGGAGUCACUGGGUUUACCUUUACGACUUUAGCGCCAGCUCCAGCUCCAGCUUCGGCAUCAUCGACUUCAAUUCAGUUCGCAGCUACUCUUCCAAGCUCUGGUACGACAUACAGUGUUACAGCCUCUACGGACCCUGGGAUUGAAGAAACCAGCUUUUUUGGGUCGUCUUCAACUGACACCGGCUUCCCUAGCAUUCUUUCGGGUGUUAUAACCAGUGUCACCAUCCUUACUGGCCCCGCCGGCGGACUUAGCAGCCCUAUAGGACUUUCAUCAACGAAUAUGGACUCUCCAUGUCUCACCUUCUAUCAGAUCUCGAGCUCAAUUCCAGUUAUGGCUAGCUUUUCCUCGUCUUCCGCACCAAUUUCGAGCCCAUCAACGAUUUGGGCUCGCUUGACGAGCAUAGGCACAGAUGCGCCAGUGUCUUCGACAAGCUCAUACACCCUGAGUACGGCUUCGGUCUCAGAACCCUCUUUUAACCUCGAACACACCUUCGAUGACUGCUUCCUAUUCAAACACAGCCCUAGACCCAUCAGUCUCCUCGUCAAGCCUACAGACUACCAGCCCACCAUCCUUUUCAACCACAGUCGAAGACUCAGCAGUAUCAUCGUUAAGUCAACAGAACAUGGGUCCAUCAUCCGCCACCGCCUUACUCGAAAUACAAAGCGCAACCACCGCGAGCAUCCCCCCAUCCACAUCACCAACAUACCCGACAUCGAAAUCAUCCCCGUCACCGCCGACGACGCCCCCUUCUCCGCACAAGCACAAACCGAGAUCGCCGGUCCGACCCCCUCAUCAAUCACCGCGACCAAGUGGUCACCCGACGCAACCUGCGGCGGGGGCAACAACUACGUCUGCCGGGAAUCCUGCUGCUCUGUGGACGGCUGGUGCGGUACGGAUCACGAUCACUGCGACGAGCUGUUCUGCCAGAGAAAGUGGGGGCUGUGCGGGGGGGAGGGGUUGCAGUUCGCGGGCUUCAGAGCGAGCGUUCGCGUGAAGAGGAUGCUGAGGAGGGGGUGGAGGGGAGAGUGA